This is a messenger RNA of Brettanomyces nanus, 480 nucleotides long. RefSeq lists its product as uncharacterized. NCBI's taxonomy places the organism in Eukaryota, Fungi, Ascomycota, Pichiomycetes, Pichiales, Pichiaceae. Gene Ontology annotation, biological process: endoplasmic reticulum to Golgi vesicle-mediated transport. Gene Ontology annotation, cellular component: TRAPPIII protein complex; TRAPPI protein complex; TRAPPII protein complex. The coding region runs from base 1 to 480 and encodes 159 amino acids. The record is from RefSeq and is a predicted model, not a curated record. The transcript is spliced from 2 exons.
AUGCAGAUACGAAAGCUCAACAACCUUGGCUAUAGUGUUGGCUUAAGAGCAUUAGAGUUAACUUCUUUGAUAGAAAACUUCAACAAAAACAAUAUGAGCUCUUCUGGAAAAUCGAACGUGUCCAAAAGAGAGAUUAGGAUUCUAGAUAUGCUACAAUUCAUAGGCUCUAGCAUCUGGAAGACUCUCUUCGACAAGCCAUCGGACAAUUUGGAAAAGUCCUCCGAAAAUGAGAACCAGUACAUGAUCAUUGACAAUAAUCCUGUGCUAUCGAGAUUUAUUUCUGUUCCCAAAGAAUAUGAAAACUUGAAUUGUGAAGCGUUUGUAGCCGGGAUUAUCGAAGGCAUAUUGGAUAUAUCCUAUUUUAGAUGUGAAGUAAGCGCGCAUAGUGUUCCGGCUGAAGGAUUUCCAAAUCGAACGGUCUAUCUAAUCAAUUUUGAUGAGAGUGUCAUCAAGCGAGAAUCAAGAUUAUCAAGGAAAUGA